AUGGAAGGUACAAACAACGAAAAAAUUUUGAGCAUAAUUAAAGCAAGUGAAUGUUCUGCGGAUAAAAUUUGCAUUACGUUAUCUGACUUUGAUGACCAAUGCCGCCACACAUCUUUUGGAAAAGACAGUUCUAGUUCACCGUGCAUCUCUGACAAACAACAAAACGAUGCCGUGAUCGAAAACCAAUCUUGUAACACAAAAGAUGCUAAUACAAAAUCUGACAUCACAAAAGAUGCCAUCACAGAAGAUGCCAUCACAGAAAAUGCCAUUAUAGAAGAAUUCAAUGAUGAGGAUGGAAAUUUGUCCCUUAAAAACAAAAAUGUUAUGCAUCAAAGCUAUUCUAGUGUAUCACUCGUGAGAAAGCAAAAUGAACUUUGUGAACCUAAUUCUUUUAAAGAAGAGAACCUUGAUUCAAGAAGGCAUUAUUCAUCAUUUAAAGAAGAAAAAGAAGAAGAUUGCCAGGUGACAUCCUGUCAAGAGCUAUUGGACUUGCGCUCUCUUAAAAUAAAAACUUACAAAAAUUUACUUGCUGUCAGUUUUGGAUUUUUAUUUCUUUUUACUGCGUUCCAAGCUCUGCAGAAUCUUCAGAGUAGCAUUCAUCAAGAUAAAAAUUUAGGAUUUGCUUCUCUUAUUGUCAUUUAUGCUUCAUUACUAGUUUCAUGUAUGUUUGUUCCACCGUUGUUGAUUGGAAAACUUGGAUGUAAGUAUACCAUCGUUGUUUCAAUGUGUGGCUAUGUGUUAUAUACUGCUUCAAUGUUUUAUCCAAGAUACUGGACAAUUAUUACAGCUUCUGCAUUACUAGGUUUUUCUGGAGCACCACUUUGGUCUGCUAAAUGCUCAUAUUUAACUUCAUCUGGUAUGAAAUAUGGAAGACAUAUAAAGCAAAAUGAAGAUAACGUUGUAACAAGCUUUUUUGGGAUAUUUUUUUUGAUUUUUCAAAGUGGUCAAAUUUGGGGAAACCUUCUCUCAACAUUAGUACUAAAAGAAUCAGGUGGAAAAUUUAAUUUGACUGAUGUUGAAGUUGAAAAAAUAUGCGGUAAGAACUACUGCCCUUCAACAUCUAUAUCAUCUCAACAACAGACAAGCAAGUCAACAGUUACAACACUAAUGAGUAUAUAUUUGGCAUUUGGUCUAUUAGCAAUAUGUGUCAUUUUUGUUUUUCUCGACAAAAUAGAAGUUGUUCGGGGUAAUGAGAAAAGAGGAUUUUUUAAUCUACUUGUUGCGACGUUUAAGCAUUUAAAGAACAGAAAAAUGCAGUUAAUGAUACCGCUGACAAUUUUUUGUGGUCUGGAACAAGGCUUUGUUUUUGGAGAUUUUACAAAGGCUUUUGUGACUUGCGCAUUGGGCAUUGAAAAAGUUGGACUAAUUAUGAUAUGCUUUGGGGCUGUAGAUGCCUCUUUCUCUUUAUUUCUCAGCAAAAUUGUCAGCUGGACUGGAAGACCUAUUAUGAUGGCUGUAGCUUCAUUAAUUAAUCUUGGAUUGUUAGUGACGUUUUUAAUAUGGAAGUCUUCUGACCGAACAAUUUUUGUGUAUUUUCUUGGCGCUGGACUAUGGGGGUUUUCGGAUGCUGUUUGGCAAACCCAAGUAAAUGCAUUUUUUGGCAUUCUGUUUCCGACCAAUCAAGAAGCUGCUUUUUCGAAUUUCCGACUAUGGGAGUCUUUAGGAUUUGUAAUUUCGUUUGCUUACGGAAAUACUCUAUGCAUUAAUGUUAAGCUUUACAUCCUCAUAGGGUUUUUAAUCGUAGGUAUCUUAUUUUAUGGAGUUGUUGAGUGGUUGAGAUUAAAAGAAAAUAAAAACGUUAGAUCUAUAAACUGAAUUUUUUACUUAUUAUUUUAAUAACUUUGAUUAUGUUUUUAAUAUAUAUAUAUUUUUUUUAGAUAAUAUUUUUUUAAUAUUUUGACAAGCUAUAUUAAAAAAGAACUUUUAAGGAUUUUGUUGCUUUUGUUCUAAAUUUUAAAUAAUUGUUACUUUUAGUUUUUCUUAUUCAAUACAAGUUGUUUUAUAAUGUGUAAACAGUGGUCGUAAAAA
Hydra vulgaris (swiftwater hydra) is the source of this 2028-nucleotide messenger RNA. RefSeq names its product protein unc-93 homolog A. NCBI's taxonomy places the organism in Eukaryota, Metazoa, Cnidaria, Hydrozoa, Anthoathecata, Hydridae. The record is from RefSeq and is a predicted model, not a curated record.